AGACACUGCGUGCUAGACCAUCUUGUUCAACGACACAAUGAAGUCCAUCUUCCGAUCUUAUGCUUCAGCGACUCUUUUCGUUGGGUUUGUGUCCGGCCACACCAUCUUCCAAGAAGUGUAUGUGAAUGGUGUCGAUCAGGGGCAUGAAGUUGGUAUUCGUGUACCCAGCUACGAUGGGCCUAUCACAGACGUCACUUCGAACGACAUCAUCUGCAACGGUGGUAUCAACCCUUACCAGGAGCCAGUCUCAUCGGCCAUCAUCUCAGUUCCGGCUGGUGCUAGCGUUACCGCUGAGUGGCACCACACCCUCGCUGGUGCAGACCCCACCGACCCCGCCGACCCCAUUGAUUCGAGCCACAAGGGACCAAUCAUGACUUACCUCGCCAAAGUCGAUAAUGCCACCCAAACGGACGUCACAGGUCUGAAAUGGUUCAAGAUCUACGAAGACGGACUUACGGCCAGUACUCAGCAGUGGGCUGUGGACCGCAUGAUUGCGAACGCUGGAAAGGUCACAUUUACUAUCCCGGAGUGUAUUGAGGACGGACAGUAUCUGAUGAGGCAUGAGCUGAUUGCUCUCCAUGGCGCGAGUACUUAUCCUGGUGCUCAGUUCUACCUGGAAUGCGCUCAGCUUCAGAUUACCGGUGGCGGCAGCGCCUCCCCCGCCACCGUCAGUUUCCCCGGUGCUUACGCUGGCUCCGAUCCCGGCAUCACUGUUAACAUCUAUUACCCUACUUUGACUAACUACACGAUCCCUGGACCAGAUGUCUUCACUUGCUGAGUGUAUAUAACUUAACCGUGUAGGUUGAAGGAUGUUCUUCGUGAUUUUGUCCAUCCGUCUCUUCUUGUUCAUAUAUAGCCUCCAAUUUUAUAUCCUAUCACAGGGUUGAAUCAUGUCCAGGGCCGUCGAAUGGGACCAUUUACGGGAGGAACUACCUGUCGUUCCAAGUCUAUCUUUCCGGUAUAUCGAGAUGGUGGAGGGACUUC
Messenger RNA from Stereum hirsutum FP-91666 SS1, 984 nucleotides. RefSeq names its product glycoside hydrolase. NCBI's taxonomy places the organism in Eukaryota, Fungi, Basidiomycota, Agaricomycetes, Russulales, Stereaceae. The transcript has 10 exons. The record is from RefSeq and is a predicted model, not a curated record. Bases 38 to 778 code for a protein of 246 amino acids.